This is a messenger RNA of Xenopus tropicalis (tropical clawed frog), 836 nucleotides long. Its product is annotated as protein gar2-like. The transcript has 3 exons. NCBI's taxonomy places the organism in Eukaryota, Metazoa, Chordata, Amphibia, Anura, Pipidae. Bases 81 to 656 code for a protein of 191 amino acids. The record is from RefSeq and is a predicted model, not a curated record.
AACCUCCCAAGUUACAAGACUACUCUGAAAAUGUCUCUCCUGCUGGAAGUAACACUCCAUUGCAGGAGCAGAAUAUAGACAUGGAGACAGAGGACACAGAAAGCUCUGAUAACAGAAUUGAGCGUAUUUCUCCAGAUCUUUUUAUGGAGAAUGCAGAAUCCAGUACUGAGACUUUUACACAGAAUAGUGAAGAUAUAGGUGAAGUGAUUGAGCAAAGAGAAAGCUCUCACUGCAGUACUGAGAUUACUUUGCAAACGACUGAAGAUGAACAGGAAGUAAUAGAAGAAGUAGAAGGUUCUGAAACCUCUACAUCCAGUACUGAAAGCAUUACCCAAGAUAGUAUAGCUGAAGAGCAAGUGAUAGAGGAAAGAAAAUCCUCUGAUAGCAGCAGUACUGAGAGUGUAUUAGAGAAACCUUCCAAUGAAUCCUUUGGUAAAAGAACUAAAGUAUUGGAAAUUUUGGUCCAAGAAGUGGUUGAGACAACAGGUACUGCUAAGCCACUAGAGCCUCCAAAAAGGGCCAUUCCGGUCUUCUCAGCUUUAAGAGGCUAUGACCCAUUGCAGAGGCUAAAGCUCCAGGAGAGCAAGGUUGGUGCAGUUUUCUUGCUUUUCUUAAAGGCUAUAUUUGAUUUCCUUUUUAGUGCUUACUAUAAAUAGCCUGUAGGGUAUGCUGUUUCUUAGGGACACGUAAUCUUUAUGCUCAGUAUAUAUAUAUAGAUACUAAUGGGACUAUUACGUUCUUGGCAGCUAGGUAAGUUAUUAUAUUUAUAUAUCUAUUUUUAUAAUUACAGGAAAUGAGUGGCAAACAGCCUGAUUUACUGUCAACAGGAACCAAUA